Molecule: messenger RNA, 3469 nt
Organism: Gossypium raimondii (Peruvian cotton)
Lineage: Eukaryota; Viridiplantae; Streptophyta; Magnoliopsida; Malvales; Malvaceae
Product: AP-4 complex subunit epsilon
Exons: 12
Coding region: 1-2997 (998 amino acids)
Biological process (GO): receptor-mediated endocytosis; intracellular protein transport
Cellular component (GO): AP-4 adaptor complex; membrane coat
Molecular function (GO): cargo adaptor activity
Source: RefSeq, a predicted model, not a curated record
AUGGAUGCCAAGUCUUAUGCCAUUUGUUUUAAACCUUCAAGCAGUGCUCUCAAGCGUUCCAAUACUACAAGAAAUUGGUACAGAGUAGCCAAGCUGGAGCAAUUGAAGACGAUUGGUAGGGAGCUCACCAAGGGCUCCCAAGGCGGAUUCUACCAAUCCAAAGAAUUUCUGGAUCUGGUGAAGUCCAUUGGCGAGGCUCGAUCCAAGGCCGAAGAGGACCGAAUUGUUCUCAGCGAGAUCGAGACUCUCAAACGCCGCAUCUCCGAGCCCGACAUACCCAAGCGCAAGAUGAAAGAGUACAUCAUCAGAUUGGUUUACGUCGAGAUGCUCGGUCACGAUGCUUCCUUCGGUUACAUUCACGCCGUUAAGAUGAUUCACGAUGAUAGCCUCCUCGUCAAACGGACCGGUUACUUGGCCGUUACGCUCUUCUUAAACGAAGAUCAUGAUUUGAUCAUUUUGAUUGUCAAUACCAUCCAGAAAGAUUUGAAGUCUGACAAUUACUUGGUGGUCUGCGCCGCCUUGAAUGCCGUUUGCAAGUUGAUCAAUGAGGAGACAAUUCCUGCCGUCUUGCCGCAGAUUGUGGAGUUGCUCGCACAUCCUAAGGAGGCUGUACGGAAGAAGGCCAUCAUGGCUCUCCAUCGGUUUUAUCAGAAAUCCCCUUCUUCUGUUUCGCAUCUCGUCUCCAAUUUUCGCAAGAGACUUUGUGAUAAUGAUCCUGGAGUUAUGGGUGCAACUCUUUGCCCACUUUUUGAUCUUAUAACAAAUGAUGUUAAUUCUUACAAAGAUUUGGUCAUCAGCUUUGUAAGCAUUCUUAAACAAGUUGCUGAACGCAGACUACCUAAGGCUUAUGAUUACCAUCAGAUGCCAGCUCCAUUUAUUCAGAUCAAAUUGUUGAAAAUUCUGGCAUUGCUUGGAAGCAGUGACAAGCAAGCAAGUGAAAACAUGUAUACCGUAGUGGGAGACAUAUUCAGAAAAUGUGAUUCAUCAAGUAAUAUAGGAAAUGCUGUACUCUAUGAGUGCAUAUGCUGUGUUUCCUCUAUAUAUCCCAAUCCCAAGUUAUUAGAGUCUGCAGCGGAUGCUAUAUCCAGAUUUUUAAAGAGUGACAGUCAUAACCUAAAAUACAUGGGCAUUGAUGCUCUUGGCCGAUUAAUAAAGAUAAGUCCAGAGAUUGCUGAGCAACAUCAGUUGGCUGUUAUUGAUUGCUUAGAGGACCCAGAUGAUACUCUGAAGAGAAAAACCUUUGAACUACUGUACAAAAUGACCAAGUCUACAAAUGUGGAGGUUAUUGUUGAUCGCAUGAUUGAUUACAUGAAUAGCAUCAAUGACAAUCAUUAUAAAACUGAAAUAGCAUCUCGAUGCGUUGAACUUGCGGAGCAAUUUGCACCGAGCAAUCAAUGGUUCAUUCAGACCAUGAAUAAAGUUUUUGAGCAUGCGGGAGAUCUAGUCAAUAUUAAGGUAGCGCACAAUUUGAUGCGGUUGAUUGCUGAGGGAUUUGGAGAGGAUGAUGAUACUGCAGACAGUCAACUGAGAUCAUCUGCUGUGGAGUCAUACUUGCACAUUCUUGGUGAACCAAAGCUGCCAUCCGUUUUUCUUCAAGUAAUUUGCUGGGUCUUAGGGGAAUAUGGAACAGCUGAUGGAAAGUACUCUGCUUCCUAUAUUACUGGGAAGUUAUGUGAUGUGGCAGAGGCAUAUUCGAAUGAUGAGACUGUUAAGGCAUAUGCAGUUACAGCCCUCAUGAAAAUAUAUGCAUUUGAAAUAGCAGCGGGGAGGAAAGUAGAUAUGCUGCCUGAGUGUCAUUCUUUAAUGGAAGAAUUUUUGGCUUCUCACUCGACAGAUUUACAGCAACGGGCCUAUGAAUUGCAAGCUGUGAUUGGCCUUGAUGCUCAUGCUGUUGAGAGUAUUCUGCCAUCAGAUGCAAGUUGUGAAGAUAUUGAGGUUGAUAAAGCCCUUUCCUUCCUUAAUGAUUAUAUCCAAGAGGCAAUUGAAAAAGGUGCUCAGCCCUAUAUUCCUGAGAGUGAACGCACUGGAAUGUUAAAUAUCAGCAAUUUUAGGAAUCAAGAUCACCAUGAAGCUUCGUCACAUGGUCUCAGGUUUGAGGCAUAUGAGCUUCCAAAGCAAACAGUGCAAGCGAGGAUUCCUCCUGCAUCACUUGCUUCAACUGAACUUGUUCCAGUGCCAGAGCCGAUGUAUCCUAGGGAAAGCUACCAGACAACUACUGUGCCAUCUGUAUCAUCAGAUGCAGCAUCAACAGAGCUCAAGCUACGACUAGAUGGAGUCCAAAAAAGGUGGGGUAGGCAAACACACUUUCCCUCAACAUCUACCUCAAAUUCCACAUCCCUGAAAACAGUUAAUGGUAUCACGCAAGUUGAUGGGUCAAAUACUGCAAAUUCAAGAACACGUGAAACCUAUGAUUCUAGGAAACAAGUUGAAAUAUCUCCAGAAAAGCAGAAACUGGCUGCUUCGCUGUUUGGAGGUCCAUCAAAAACAGAAAAGAAGUCGGCUACUGGUCAUAAGAGUUCAAAGCCAAGCAGCCACAUGGUGAAGUCUCAUGCGCCGAAGUCUAGUAUGGAAGUUGCUUCAGAAAAAACAUCUGUUCAACAACCUCCGGACUUGCUUGAUUUUGGAGAACCAACUGUCAAAAGUACUGCUCCUUCACUAGAUCCAUUUAAAGAUCUGGAGGGUCUUCUUGAGCCAACAACUCAAGUUUCUUCAGCAGUGAAUCAUAGUUCAACGGCUGCAGUUACGAAGUCCCCUGAUAUAAUGGGAUUGUACACAGAGACAACUGCUGGCGCACACCAUAAAGACAGUGAUAUUUUAUCUGGCUUGUCAAAUCCGCCAAUGACAAAUAUGGUUGGUGGCACUACAACCAUGCAAGUAGCUCAAAGUAGUAAGGGCCCCAACCUUAAAGAUUCAUUGGAAAAGGAUGCACUGGUUAGGCAGAUGGGUGUUACUCCAUCGAGUCAGAAUCCAAACUUGUUUAAAGAUAUACUCGGGUGAAAUAUAUUGGGAAGGAAGGAUUGACAUGACUUACAGCAAUGGGGUUUCAUUAUGGUUUUACUUCAUACAGCUAGCAACUGGGCAGUUGAUAGGUGAACCAUACGAGCAAUGAGGUAUCAUUAGCACAGAUAUGCAGAGAUUGUGGUAUUAAUUUGAUUCAGCCACCUCGAAUGGGGUUUAAGAGUCAGGUACGGGUCUGUAGUUGUUGGACAGUACAGAGUUUUCGUUUCUUUUUUUUGGAAUAUUAUUUCCUUUUUUCCAUUUUUGGGUCGUAGGCAAACAGCACAAGACAGCGGUGUUCUUUGUAGUGAAUUUGAGAUUUCGUGGCUGUUCCAACUGCAAGGCUUUUUUUAUAUGGCUGGCUCAAUCCGAAAAACGAAAACGGGUUUUUGUAUUGUAUGAUGUUGAGUCUUUGUUGUGAUGACAAAUAAUAAUGCUUCAAAGUGGUAUAAUAAGGGUGAGUUUGGUUGAA